UCUCCAUGUCUAUAACGCCUGAAUAGGGGCCGGUUACCCUUAAAAACACCUCCCGGAAGGCAUUCCCCUAGGGCCUAGGCAGAUCGCCAAAGUAUUGCGUCGCCGUAACUACACAAACAAUCAAAAAAUGAUGAAGAUGGCAGAGGGCGCUUCAGUAUUUACAAACAUCGAUGAGUAACAUUCGUUACUUGCAGUAACAGGUACAUUUUUUAAAUCUCGAUAUUUGAUUGGUUAUCGAUAUCGUAUUUUUAUUUUUCAGACGUGAUUGGUAUAAAACGCGUUAAGACUUUAGAUAAACGAUACACGGUUACAGUUUUUUUCCCGUUUUGUGGAAUGGACGAAGCUUGUCCUUUAGGAGUGUUUCUCGUUAAAUCAGGAAGCAAAGGAGAUCGUUUACUCUUCAGAUUUCCCUAUUUGGCUGACGAAAAUCGAAAGUUAUCCGAAAGAAAAAAGAAAAAGAAUCCAUAUGCACUCAUUAUAUCUGAAGAUUAUUUAAGUGCAACGAGGAAUGCUCCAUGGCCAGAUCUCAGUGAUCAAACACUGAUUGGAAUACCAGAUAAAGUUCUUUCUAAUUUAUUUGCCGUGAAACCAGAGUUAUGUGGUAAAAAAUUUGAACUCAAAGUCAAUGAUGUCAGAUUUGUGGGUCAUCCGACACAAUUAUCUCCACCAUCUAAUAGAGAACCGUCAACUAUUCUGAGUUUUAACAUUGUGUUUGCUCUCAGGGCCAAUGCUAGCCAUUCAAUUGUUAAUUGUUAUCAUGAUAUUAGUAAAAGACUUACUAUAGCACUUCAUCAUGAAGAAAGACGUUGUGGAUAUGUUACUUCUCAGGCAAAAAUGAUGCUUUCUGCUCAUGAUGAUGUAGCUGCAUUACCAGAAGAUAGUGAAGAAUCUCCUUAUGGAAUAAUAUUAAGUAAAAGCCAAUUAGCUAAAGAUCUCAAAACUGCUUACAUGGACUUGAAAAAUAGGGGUUCUGUACAUUUAAAAAUUCAUAGUUGGAUAGAAGUCAGUUUUUGUUUACCAAAUAAAGUGCAUAAACUUCAUAAUAAAGAUAUAGAUAUUGAUCCUGAAGUUAUAGAACAAAGUUUGACAGCUUUAAGGCCCUAUCAUGGAAUGCUUCUUCUUGUUGAAGUAGAAGAACUUUUAGACUCAUUACCUCACGAUUCAUCACCUGCUUUAUAUCGACUUAUCAGAAUAACAAGUCCAUUAAAAAGUAUAGAACAGUUAGCUGCCGAUGCUGAUAUUUCAUUACCACACGUUUUUCAACUUGUUGGACACUUAGUAUAUUGGGCUAAAGCAAUGAUUAUAUAUCCCUUGUGUGAAAAUAAUGUAUAUAUAUUAUCUCCAACUGCUCCAACUAAUUUAAAAUUAAAAUUAUUUAGAAUUCUUAUUAAAGUUCCUAGUGAAGAGUCUCUGACAACAAGUCCCAAUCAGCGAACUCCAAUUUCAGAAAUAUCUUCAAAAGGUGGAUCAGAAGAAGAUCUUUCGUGUCACGAGAAAACAGAGAUUAUGCUAUUGUGUGGUCUCUCACCAUCAGAAAGAGAGAGUAUAUUGUCAGUACCAUCAGCUAACAACAUUGAUGAUCUGAAACUUUUUGCACGAUUAUGUAGAUAUUUUAGAGGAGGUCAUCAUUUAGAAGAAAUUAUGUAUUAUGAAAAUGUACGGAGAUCACAGCUUCAUACUCUCCUUGAUAAAUUUCGUGAUGUUCUAAUUACCUGUCCUCAUGAAGAUGCUGCAGUUGCUGCAUUUUAUGGAAAAACAUGAUAGUAAAUUUAUUUUUCUUUUGUUAUGUAAACAGCUUUUGUAGAUUGUGUUUCAUCUUUCUUUAAAAAUUUUAUAAGAAAAAAAAAUAACACAGAGAGAAUUCUUAACUAAAAGUAAGAUAAUUACUAAAUGAUCUGGCAGAUUAUUUAUCAGGCUAUAUAAUCUGGAGGAUCAUUUAGCAACACUAAUUGAAUCAGGUUAUUGUAUAUGUCAUUAUACAAGUAAGACAAUCUUUUCAAAUGGUUCUUUCUGCAUUGACUUAAACUGAAGGAAGAGAAAUUCAAUCAAAAUAUAAUUUUGAUUGAAAGGAAAAUAUAAAACCAAACUUUUACAGAUGACAAAUAUUCACUUUGCUAUCAUUUGUAUAUUUGAAUUUGAUAUGGAAGUUUUUAUAUAAAUUUCAUAAAAACACAUUUAAAAUGGGAUAUAUGUGGCUGUGUAAAUAUGUAAUUUGGACAGAUUGUCUGCUCUCAGACAUUGAUGUAUUAUAUUUUUAUACCAUAUUGGUAUAAUAUAAAUAGUAAUUUAUGAUUUUCUUUUUCUUAUUAUUUUGUAU
Messenger RNA from Centruroides sculpturatus (bark scorpion), 2317 nucleotides. It is a transcript of the gene Nprl3, whose product is annotated as GATOR complex protein NPRL3-like. Gene Ontology annotation, biological process: negative regulation of TORC1 signaling; TORC1 signaling; positive regulation of autophagy. The transcript has 13 exons. The record is from RefSeq and is a predicted model, not a curated record. Gene Ontology annotation, cellular component: GATOR1 complex. NCBI's taxonomy places the organism in Eukaryota, Metazoa, Arthropoda, Arachnida, Scorpiones, Buthidae. The coding region runs from base 334 to 1761 and encodes 475 amino acids.